AUGUUAUUUCGAAUAUUUGGGGCCACACUCAUCGCCAUCCUUGUCGUACUGGUUGGCGCUCGCUAUGAAGAUCGCUAUGACCGUGCCCUGAUGCCGUGGGACCUUCGGCCAGUCCAAAAUCUGAUUGGCCUCUGGAAAUUGACGCACAAGACGGGAAGAGCCCUCCAGCUCCCCGCUCCUGAUCAAAUCGAUUACGCCAUCAAUCCGAUCCCAAAGUUUGGAGCCCGAGCGAUUAACAUCACGCAUACCUAUUUUGAUGGGGCUGGCGCGGUACUUCGUCACGAUUAUGGUUAUAUGCCAGUAAAGAAUGCGACACGUCGUGAUCCUCGUAUUCAUUUGGCUUAUCUGACCACAAGCUCGGAAGGUUGGUCUAUGAUGGAACAAGGUCAAGUUUCCGGUCAAGUCAUGACAUUCCACCUUAAACAAUUCCUCUCCCGCAGCUUCAGCGUUGGAGGAGAACCCAAUAAUCGCAAUCUUGAGAUCAGAGAGUUUGAACGCCAAAUCGAACAGACGGAUUACAACAAUUUCAUCAUGAAGAUCCGGGCUGAGACGGCUAUCGGCACAGAGACCUACACGGCAUUUUAUCAGCGUGUCAUGGGA
Mesorhabditis spiculigera is the source of this 600-nucleotide messenger RNA. NCBI's taxonomy places the organism in Eukaryota, Metazoa, Nematoda, Chromadorea, Rhabditida, Rhabditidae. The record is from the annotation of a GenBank genome assembly.